AAAUACAGUUUACUUAACUCACAUUUACGUAAACAAUGUGCUUUUUCAAGACCGGUAACUACACAUGACAUUUUUAAAUAGUUGAACUGUGGACUGUAACCCGACUGUUGUUUCCGUUUUUCCAAUAGUGAACAAAUAGUCAUGGCAGAAAACAAGGACGAUGUCAUAUUGGUAGAUGACAAAGAGAAGAAGAAACGUGAGUCUCUGUUCGUGUUUGGGAAUAACAUCGCUGAGAUCCCGUGUUUCCGGAAGUCAUUCCUUGUGGGUAUAUCAAGUGGACUUGGAGGUGGCAUCGUAUAUUUCCUUUUGACAAGCAAUACCAGGAGAGCACCACACGUAGCUUUCGGAUCCUAUUUCCUAGCAACCCUCGCAACAUGGGCACACUGCAGAUACAAUUGGUCCGCCAAUCGAUUCAAACAGCGACAGCUGCAGAAAGGGCUUGAGAUGAAAGUUAUGUACGAGGGAACUGAAAUUGAGAGGCAAAUGCUGACAAAUUCUGACAGUAAGGAAGUAUGACAAAGGCAGAUAAAGUGUUAUUAAUAGAUAUGUGGAAGACUGUGAAUGUAUUCCGAACAUUACACAUCGUGGAGGAACUGCCUGCAGGUUACGAGAGCAGUACACCAGCAUCUCAACACUGUCCAUCUCUACCCAUACACUGAAUGUCACAGAAUUAUACAGAUUUGGGGUCUAACCCAAAUGAUUCAACCGGAAUUUGAUGCCCAAAACCUGAUAUGGAAUUGAUUGUCAUAUUAAUCAUGUUAAUUAUUAGUAUUUUGGUUCUUGAAGGUGAGAAGUACAUUUAUGUUUUACCGUGCACAAAAUAUUACAUUUUAUACACA
Molecule: messenger RNA, 839 nt
Organism: Haliotis rufescens (red abalone)
Lineage: Eukaryota; Metazoa; Mollusca; Gastropoda; Lepetellida; Haliotidae
Product: cytochrome c oxidase assembly protein COX20, mitochondrial-like
Exons: 4
Coding region: 142-516 (124 amino acids)
Biological process (GO): mitochondrial respiratory chain complex IV assembly
Cellular component (GO): mitochondrial inner membrane; mitochondrion
Source: RefSeq, a predicted model, not a curated record